Molecule: messenger RNA, 1418 nt
Organism: Sorex fumeus (smoky shrew)
Lineage: Eukaryota; Metazoa; Chordata; Mammalia; Eulipotyphla; Soricidae
Product: 5-hydroxytryptamine receptor 3C-like
Exons: 9
Coding region: 1-1389 (462 amino acids)
Biological process (GO): nervous system process; signal transduction; regulation of membrane potential
Cellular component (GO): membrane; synapse; neuron projection
Molecular function (GO): neurotransmitter receptor activity; transmembrane signaling receptor activity; extracellular ligand-gated monoatomic ion channel activity
Source: RefSeq, a predicted model, not a curated record
AUGAUGGAAGGAGGCUGGCUUCCCGGAGGAGUCCUCCUCUACCUCAUUCUGCACCUGCCCCUUCAAGGGCCUCUGCGCUCUACAGGACGAGGCGACACUUUCACCAUUAACUGCUCGGGCUUUGACCAGCAUGGGGUGGACCCCGCAGCCUUCCAGCCGGUGUUCGACAGGAAGGCCUUCCGUCCUGCCCUCAACCACAGUGUCCCCACAAUGGUCAACAUUUCCUUCACCCUGUCCGCCAUCCUUAAAGUGGAUGCCCAGCUUCAACUGAUGACAUCAUUCCUGUGGUUAAACAUGAUCUGGGACAAUCCAUUCAUCAGGUGGAAGCCAGAGGACUGUGGGGGCCUCAGGAAGCUCAGCCUGGCAACGGAGAACCUCUGGCUGCCAGAUAUCUUCAUCGAGGAGUUCAUGGAUAUAGAUCAGACCCCGAACGACCUCCUGGCUUACGUCAACAGUGACGGUCGCAUCAAAUAUGACAAGCCAAUGCGGGUGACCAGCAUCUGUAACCUGGACAUCUUCUACUUCCCCUUUGAUGAGCAGAACUGCACCCUCACCUUCAGCUCUUUCAUCUACACGGUGGAGCACAUGGUCCUGGGCAUGGAGAAAGAAGUGCAAGAGAUUUCCAGCACAUCCCAGAACCUCAUCCGGAGCAAGGGAGCAUGGGUACUUCUGAGCAUCCACCAAAGAGCCGAGAAGAUGAAUGUGGGCAACCACCAGUACGACCAAAUCGUUUUCUAUGUGGCCAUCAGGCGCAGGCCUAGCCUCUAUGUUCUCAACCUUCUAGUCCCCAGUGGCUUUCUGGUGGCCAUUGACGCCCUCAGCUUCUACCUGCCGGCCGAGAACGAGAACCGGGCGCCCUUCAAGAUCACCCUUCUGUUGGGUUACAACGUCUUCCUGCUCUUGAUGAACGACUUACUGCCAGACACGGGCACACCCCUCAUCAGUGUGUACUUCUCCCUGUGCCUGUCCCUGAUGGUCGUCAGCCUGCUGGAGACCAUCUUCAUCACCUACCUGCUGCAUGUGGCCACCACCCAGCCGCCACCCAUGCCGCCAUGGCUCCACUCUCUGCUCUUCUAUUGCAUCAGCCCCUGGAAAGGCUGCCCCACUACACACCAGAAGGGAAACAGGGGUCCGGGUCUCCAGCCCUCUCACCUGCCUGGUGUGAAGGAGCCUGUGGAGUUGGUGGGAAAGGAGGCUGGGCCCAGAGGGGCGGAAGUGAAUGGAGGUCCAGAGUCAGCCAAUGCCCAGCAGGUAGAUGAGGCUCGGAAGAGACAUCUGGUCGACCUGUGGGUGCUCUUCAGCCACAUGAUGGACACCCUGCUCUUCCGCCUCUACCUGCUCUUCAUGAUCACCUCUGUCAUCACAGUCACCAUUCUCUGGACCACCUAGGCAGAGGCCAUCUGAAAGCCCCAGUCUGG